AAUAAACAAUAUAUUUUAAGUAUUCAGAUUAUCCCACUACGUGGGCCCUUGCCAACCAAGUACGUGCAAAGUCUCGUGAUUUUGUCAUUCAAAAUUUAAAGGACAUGCCCUUCGACGAUCGAUACCCCAAUUUUCUGCACGAUUUUUUUGUAAAUAUGCUGCUGAAUAAUUAAAAUUAUGGUGAACUAAUGUGACAAUAGUAAAUAAGUAAAAAAACAAACAGAAACCACUAAGUUAAUAACAAUGAAAUAUAAAACAAAAAAAUUACUUUAGGUUUUUCUAUCGAUAGUGUACACCAGAGACCUCUGGUGAAGCGCCGCGACGUCUAUGUCUGCAGUCCCACUCUUCCUUCUUAACAGGCCCAAAGAGUCAAAAGUCAAACUUGACACGUGUAGUGAACUGUUUAUUGACUUCAGAUACAAGUUGUAAGUACCAUGUCUUCCAGGCCAAAAAGAAAAUGCAAAGCCACUAAUCCACCUCGGUUAACAGUGGGUAAAAGUUCAAAGGCUAUGGAUCUGGUAACCAAUGACCAUUUGGCAGGUUUCAUGGAAGAGGAUGUGUCUUUGUCCCCCCAGCCUCUCAUCAAAGAUGAGUCGCAGGCUGAAGUGGGUGAGGCCAAUGAUGCUAUCCGACAGGCCACUGAUGAAGAAAUAAUUGCUGCUGGCACAAAUCAGGAAUGGAAAAUGACUGCAGAGAACCUUGCAGAGGAGAACUGUACCUUAAAGAACAAUGUUAAGCUGCUGGAAGAAGCCUUAGUGGCGCAAAAGGCAGCCUCUGACGAGAAAGUUACUUCCUUGGAGUUGGAGCUACAAAGAGUAACAAAUCUUCUGAGGGCAGUGGAAGGUAAGAAAUCUAAAACCAAUAAAUAUUAUUUUGUUUAAAAUUGUGUACAUGUGUAUAUAA
Messenger RNA from Daphnia magna, 903 nucleotides. RefSeq lists its product as uncharacterized. Lineage: Eukaryota; Metazoa; Arthropoda; Branchiopoda; Diplostraca; Daphniidae. The transcript is spliced from 5 exons. The coding region runs from base 435 to 881 and encodes 148 amino acids. The record is from RefSeq and is a predicted model, not a curated record.